Messenger RNA from Trichomonas vaginalis G3, 951 nucleotides. RefSeq names its product protein ubiquitination. The transcript has a single exon. Bases 1 to 951 code for a protein of 316 amino acids. Lineage: Eukaryota; Parabasalia; Trichomonadida; Trichomonadidae. The record is from RefSeq and is a predicted model, not a curated record.
AUGUCUAUCGGGAGUUAUCAAGAGCAUGCUAAUAAUAUUGAUAAGUAUUUAGCGAAUAAAACAUUCUACAAUAUGUUCAAGAAAGAUGAUAUAUGCAGAAUUCUGGAUCAUAUGCGCGUAACAAUUGAUCAGGCAUGUUUAUUACUUGAGCAAUCAAAAGGAAAACUAACACCUCUUGAAUUAUUUGAAACUUUACAGCACUGGAAAAUCAAUUUUGGUUGGAAUGCUGAUAAAGCUGCCAAAAUUUCAUUAUUAUUAUCUGAUUUGCUGAAAGCACCAUUUUUCAAUGAAUACAUUAGAUACUUCCUCAAAAGAAUAGUAGAAUCGUAUGAAGAUACUGCAAAAGACGCAAAAAAGAAAUCAAAAACAAAUAAAAAAGUUACGCAAGAAAAUGAACAAUUAAAAAGGCAGCACCAAAUCGAUGCGAUGCAAAUGCAGUCAUAUGAGCAGAUUCACAAAACUAAUAUAGAAAAUUUAUUAAAUUUACAAGCAGAAAUAGUUGCCGUGAAAGAAAGAGAACAAAAACUUAGUAAAUUAGUUGAAUCUAAGGAUUAUGAAAUUGCGCGUUUAAGAGUGUUAAUUGGUAAUUCAUCUGAUGAAAAUGAAGGAAUAAAGAAGAUUCUUGCUAAUACAUCAAACGAGAUCGAACAAUCUAAAAGUUUUUCAACACAUCAAGAGAUUCAAAGUCCCAACCAAACGAAAUCCAGCAAGAACGCAAAAAAUUCGGAUAACCUUGAUCCAUCUUUGAAAGCUCAAUUAACAAGUGAGAUUUCUUUCUUAAAUAAUGAGCUUGUCAAAUCUUUAACGGAACUUACAAAAUACAAAGUGUUAUUCCAAGCUCAAAAUGCAGAAUUGGAAAAUCUUAAAGCGCAACUCAAUAAAGUUGAUGAAAACCAAACUGAUGAUAAAUUUAAUGAUGAAGAAAUAGAUGUUCUCCCAACUAGUCCGUAA